AUGGCAGAUCGAAGAGGCCCUUGGCCCCAUGGCCCUGUGGAUGUAUGGAGGCUGCAUGCGAAGCCCAGCCUCAAAGAGCUGUUCGACUGGCAUGCCGUGGAUGGACGCUUAGAUGGGAGCGGCUUCACCCGCUUGUUGCAGGUGCAGCGAGAGUCAGAUGGUUAUAAAAACUAUAUAUCAGACGCCUUCUCACGUGUGCUUCAAGCCAUUAUCUUCAAUCUGAGUACAAAUGCAACCCUGGAGUGGGAGGACUUCCUAUUCCCGUACCAGUACAGUUUUUUCCCACACCGCAGAAAAUGGUUUGCAGAGUUCACUCUUUGGAGCUGUCUGAAGGUUCGGAGGCAGACCUUGCCUCAGGGUUCUUUGCACUAUCGUUAUCUUCCCAAGACGGAGGCGAGGUUUAUGGCAGCAGUCGGCCGCAGUAUGGUGGAAUGGUGUAACGAUCAUGUGAGCCACCGGGCAAAGAUGCCACAGGCGCUCUCGCCACCGCCGCCGCCACCACCACCGCGAGGUGGCUACCAAGAGGAGUCAAAGGCGCUGUCUGUCACAGCCAUGCUGCCGCAAGGCUGCAAGAUUUGGGGGGCCAAGCAGGCUACAGUGCGCUGUUCCUUUCCUAGGAAGAAUGCGGGGCAAAGAGGCCGUUUAGCUGUGUUGGUGACUGGCAUCAAGGAUCGCUACUACCCUCGAAGCGCUUUCAAGCAUGUGGUCGUGCCAGCAGCGCGGGAAGGCUACGAAGUAGAUUAUUUCGCGCUCUUGGAUUGGCAGCCUUCGGUUGCUACCAACCGCAUCACUGGAGAAGCCAUCGGUGCCUUCAACCCGAUGCAUGCCGACAACAAGCGCGAGAACAGAUCAGUAUCAAGCCCCCAAUUUGCUAAUGCCAGCGUGCGACAAGGUCUCAGCUUGGUCACUCGGCUCGCACGCGCCUCCGGUGCAAGCUUCCUGUACCUUCAGUUCGGCGGUGUGCAGGAAGAUCCUCCGCUGCACGGUUGCAACCGCUACCUUGGCCGGGGGAGUGCUGAGGUCAUGGACUACAGAAGGACCCGAUUUGCCUACAAAACUGUUGAGUUUUUAUGGAACCUCACGCUGGAAAGGUCGAAGCGAGAAGGCGUAACUGCCUACACCCAUGUGCUUUGGCAGCGAGAGGACGCACAUUGGGUCGACGACUUGCGCCUGGAACUUUUCCGGAAUCCUUGGGCAGUGUCUGGCAUUUCCGUGUACGGCGUUUGCAACGCUGUUCCGAACUUUCCCACAGAAAGCUACAUCUCCGACAAAGUCUUCCUAGUGGGCGGAGUAGCCGCGAUGUCCUUUUUCAAACUGUACGAUCUGGUGAACUGCGGGAAUCCAAGCCAUGAGCUGAGCCAAGUAGAAAGGCCGGAGCAAUUCAUCGUUAAGGCCACUCAGGCCUUGGGCUUAGAGUUCCACGAGUUGCCAUGGAACUCCUUGCCGGUCAUCAUCGGUCGACACAUGAAGAUCUAUGGCUAUGCAGAUAUUGCAGUGGUCUUCUGCUUGAAGUUCUCACGAUCCUGUCUCUUUCGUCCCAGCGGAUCCCGCGUUGCUGCCAGCAUCGUGCCAUACCGGGGUUGCGAGGUCUUCGCAACAUCUUCCAACAUGACUCAAUCGACACCGACAUCCGUGAAUGUCACAGAUCGGGAUGAGAGCGUUUCCAACCUGAGAUUCGAGGACUACGAUCUGGAUAGCUUGGACAUAGGUGGUGGAGUGAACUGGACUGCUCCGGAUCCUCUGGAGGGCACGAAGUUCUACUCCAUCCAGCUGGAGUGGGAUCGAACCUUCGAAUACCGGAGCGCCAUCGCCGAGGUUCCCGUGGGAGAGGUGGACUACCAAAUCCCUGUGGACACUUAUCUUGGCACCUACCCUUACCUUUACGUGUUCACCAAGUCCUCGCUCUUUGAGCAGACGACCCCGGUGGGCUUGAAGGUGAGUGACACAUCACCGCAGAUCACCAACAUCGAGUUCUCAGAUCAGGACUUGGACGUGGACGAGAUUGGAGGAAAUCUGACCUGGACGGAGCCUGCAAAUUGGACAUUGGUCACACACUACUACAUCUACUUCGCCAAGGAGGACGCAAGUACUCGGCGGCUGGCGAGCGUGGGAGAUGGCAUCAAUGCCAGCGACAUCUCGGGUGGCUGUUCCAAUGCCACGAACGGCUCCAAUGUGUCUGGUUGCCAAUUUGAUGAAGACACGUCAGCAUCGGCAACUUCCAGUUCAACCUCGUCGACCACAACGGCCAUAACACAGACGUCUACGACAUCUUCCACACAGACACAGACUGCGACCUCAACAACCUCCACCACCACAACAGGAUUCACCGCCUUGACACGGUCAGCUCAAGAGCACCCCUUUGUCGACUUGAGAAAUUGCCGGCGCGCUGUGCCGUCGCGGCCUCAAAGCGACAUUUGCAACCCGCAACGGAUUCAAGACUUCAAUGAACUGGACCCGGAAGCAGACGAGUUCCGGUCGAAUCCCUUGCUGGCUGCCAAGAAACCCGAAGAGGGACGCCUCGAUGGGUUCUGCAAUCUCGUCCUCAGAAAGACAACGUACAUUGAGUUCGACUUCGGCACUGACAUGCUGAUUGAGAGGAUAGAAACCAAGGGCCGUGAGACGAUCUUCCAGUGGGUCACCAAGUUCAGCUUGAGCUACACUCGCAAUGGCUACACUUGGUUCGAUCUGCCGCAGGUGUACGAGGCCAACAACGACCGGACGACGCUUGUGGAGAACAUCAUCCUUCCACACUCUUUCCUGGCGAUGAAGCUAAGGCUGAACCAACUCGAGUACUUCUCCUUCCCCUGCAUGCGAGUCGACAUUUUUGGAUGCAAACGCGCGGACACGGUGGGCGUGGAAGAGAUCAACAUCCCGUUGGAGACGGACUUCACUCCAUAUGAUCACAUCCUUUUCUUCAUGGCGUCGUACCUGCAGGAGCAGAGUACGCCCUUCGCGCACAGGCUGAACGACGAGGAUGGCCGGGUGACGGAUCUUGCUUUCAUCGACCAGGAUUUGGAUCAGGAGGAGCUCGGUGGAUAUGUCACGUUUACGCCGCCACCGGUGCUUUCCAGCAACAUCGCAUCUUGA
Messenger RNA from Symbiodinium necroappetens, 3087 nucleotides. The record is from the annotation of a GenBank genome assembly. NCBI's taxonomy places the organism in Eukaryota, Dinophyceae, Suessiales, Symbiodiniaceae.